This is a messenger RNA of Solea solea (common sole), 1514 nucleotides long. It is a transcript of the gene carhsp1, whose product is annotated as calcium regulated heat stable protein 1. NCBI's taxonomy places the organism in Eukaryota, Metazoa, Chordata, Actinopteri, Pleuronectiformes, Soleidae. The transcript has 5 exons. The record is from RefSeq and is a predicted model, not a curated record. Bases 272 to 757 code for a protein of 161 amino acids. Gene Ontology annotation, biological process: regulation of mRNA stability. Gene Ontology annotation, cellular component: cytoplasm. Gene Ontology annotation, molecular function: mRNA 3'-UTR binding.
UUCAGAAAUCGAGGGAGAAAGUAUUUACGCUGUCUGGCUCUGGGAGUAAUCUCGACCGCGUUCUGAACAACGGUGCAGUAAAGUGAACACUCUUCGCUCAACUCUGCUCAAAGUUGUACUUUUGAGUCGCCUUUUCUCCCGGUCGACCACGUCCUUCAGUCGUAAAGGUGAGGAAGAAAGGUGUUUUACAUCCUUGGCUGAGUGACUCCCCUCUUCCUUCUUCCCUUCCUUUCUUCUUUCCAUCCCAUACUUUGACUCCACCUCCUGCAGGAUGUCCUCCAAGGCCACGCCCAUCCAGGGGUCGACACCCAUGACCCCUCCACCGAUCCCUGCGAGAGCCCCAAAGUCUCCAGGGUCCCCAGAGUCCCUGCAUCCUCCGACCCACAGAUAUAGAGACCGCUCACCUUCCCCUAUGAGGGGCUACCUCAUCCCCAGCCCUCUGCCCACUCGGAGAAACAGGACUUACUCAGCAACGGCUCGUGCAGCAGAGGGUCCCAUGUUUACUGGUGUGUGUAAAUACUUUUCUCGCUCCAAAGGCCACGGCUUCAUCACACCAUCCGACGGGGGCAAGGACAUCUUUGUCCACAUUUCAGACAUUGAGGGCGAGUAUGUGCCGGUGGAAGGCGACGAGAUGAGCUACAAGAUUUGCUCCAUCCCCCCCAAACUCCAGAAGGUGCAGGCAGUGGAGGUGACCAUAACCCAUCUCAACCCAGGAACCAAACACGAGACCUGGACAGGUCACACUGUCAGCAGCUGAAUGCUGGUCCCCGAUGGGAGAGGGGGAGAGGGGGAGAGGUGGGGGUUAACGAGGCCAGUGGGUGGGAACAGAAGCAUAGGACUAAAUGGGGAGGGGGGAGGCGCAUGAAGGAGAGGAAGAUGAUGUGCUGAUAGUGGGCACAGAGACAGCGGAACACCCAGGUGAUGUUAUUAGUUGUUUAACACUCAAAGAAUGUCGGGAUACAUCGAAGAAGACAGUUAAAGGUUUCAUUUUGAGUUGAGUUGAAAUGUGGGAGACUUUCUCUGCCCUUCCUGGGAACAAGGGGUCAUUAUAUCUUUGGAAAACUGCUAUUAAACUAGAACAUUAUGAUUACAGUGGAAGUGGAAGUGUUCAUCAUAGAGAUAUUUCUAACAUUACAGUAGAUUUCUUACUUAGAAUUGUAGACUCUGCCUGUGUUGAUGUACAAGUUUGACCUAUUUUAACGGGGACAUUAUUAAUACUUAAUGCGGCCGCAUUCCUUUUUUUUUCUGGAAGAAUUUUGGACGUGUCUCCCUAUGUGUGUGUGUGGGGGGGUGACUCCGCCUAUCGCCCUAUGUCAGCUGGGUUUGGCACAGCUCCAUCCGCGGCCCUCAUGUGGAGGAUAAAGCGGUAGAAAACGGAUGGAUGGUGUACUGACUGAGUGUGCCUACUUUUACCUGAAGGACCUACAGCUCUGUAUGUGCCUACAUAUACCAAUAUAUCCUCUGUGUUUGAUCAUAUGUGGGUGUUUAUAUGAAUUAAAACAUUUUCAACUGCU